This is a messenger RNA of Talpa occidentalis (Iberian mole), 10290 nucleotides long. It is a transcript of the gene SIPA1L3, whose product is annotated as signal induced proliferation associated 1 like 3. Gene Ontology annotation, molecular function: protein binding; GTPase activator activity. The record is from RefSeq and is a predicted model, not a curated record. The transcript is spliced from 25 exons. Bases 2842 to 8157 code for a protein of 1771 amino acids. Gene Ontology annotation, cellular component: Golgi apparatus; cytoplasm; plasma membrane. NCBI's taxonomy places the organism in Eukaryota, Metazoa, Chordata, Mammalia, Eulipotyphla, Talpidae. Gene Ontology annotation, biological process: epithelial cell morphogenesis; regulation of small GTPase mediated signal transduction; establishment of epithelial cell polarity.
UUUCUCAGGUGUCGUCCCCAUAGAAUUUCCACCACCAGUUCACCUGUGCGCUAUCACCACAGUCCCCUGUGCUCCUCCUGCCCGUCUCUCCCUCUGCCUCCUCUUCCCCUGCAGAAUGUCUCUGCUUUAUAAUUGUCUAUUUUUGUUUUGUUUCAUUUUGUUUUUUAUUGUUUCCCUGACCCUUUAAUUCAUUUCCCGUAUAUUCCUCCUAUAAGUGACAACAUCCGGUGUUUCAUUUUCCUUCUGUCUUAUUUCACUGAGCAUAAUCCCUUCCAGCUCCAUCCAUGUUGCUGCGAAUGGCAUUAGUUUAUCCUUUUUGAUUGCCGAAUAGUAUUCCAUUGUGUAUAUAUACCACAUUUAUUUGAUCCAGUCACCUAUUUUUGGGCAUUUGGGUUGUUUCCAAGUCUUUCCUUUUAUAAGUAGUGCUGCAAUAAACAGGGGUGCAGGUAUCCUUUUGAAUUAAAGUUUUUGUGUCCUUUGGGUAGACCCGUAGGAAUGGAAUUGCUGGGUCUUAUGGUAGUUCCAUUUUUGAUAGACCGAGGACUCUCCACACAGCUUUCCAUUGUGGUUGGACCAGUUUGCAUUCCCACCAGCAGCGUAGGAGCGUUCCUUUCUCACCACAUCCUUGCCAGCAUUAUUUGUUCCUAGUUUUUUAAACAUGUGCCAUUCUCACUGGUGUAAGGUGGUAUCUCAUUGUGGUUUUGAUUGGCAUUUCCCUGAUUAUGAGGGCUGUUGGACAUUUUUUCAUGUCUUUUGACCCUUUGCGAUUCCUCUUUGGAGAAAUGUCUUUUAAAAAGUUCUUUGACUGGGUGGUUUACUUUGUUUUUGUUGAGUUGUGUGACUUCUUUGUAUAUCUUUGUGAUCAAUCCCUUAUCAGUUGUGUAGAGUGCAAAUAUCUUCUCCCUUUCAGUGGGGCGUCCCUUUGUUUUGGUUACUGUCUCUUUUGCUGUACAGAAGCUUUUUAGUUUAAUGUAAUCCCAGCUGUUUAUUUUUUCCUUCACUUUCUUUACUGUGGGGAACGAGUCUUUAAAGAUGUUGCUGAGAUGUAUGCCUUGUAGUGUUUUACCUAUGUUUUCUUCUAUAUAUUUUAUGGUUUCAGGUCUUAUGCUCAGUUCUUUUAUCCAUUUUGAGUUGAUUUUUGUGCAUGGUGUCAGGUAAUAAUGGUCUAGUUUCAUUCUUUUGCAUGUGGCGGUCCAGUUUUCCCAGCACCAUUUAUUGAACAAACUGUCCUUGAGCCAUUGCAUAUACUUGGAAGCAAUUAAAAUUUUAAAUAACUUGCCCGGGGUCACACAGGUAGAAAAUGGUGGUGAUGUGAAUUGGCUCCAGAGUCUGACUCCAGCCAGAGGCCCCACUCUGACCCCCAUCCAUGUGUGCUUCUGAGGUGACUCUCUAACUAGAGCAGGCAUCAGAGUCCCUUGGAGGGUUUGGAAAAACCCAGAUUGCUGCCCCACCCGGAGUUUCUGAUUCUGUAGGUCUGGCUUGAAAAUUCGCAUUUCCAGCAAGCCCCCAGAUGUGCUGGUGGCCCUGAUCCAGGAAGGAUGUUUUGAGAAUGAGUAAUCUAGGAUCAUAGGAAAUGCAACUGAAAUGACCUGAAAAUCAGAUUGGUGAUAUCAAGUAGCAGUGACACCCAGAGAUAGGACCAGGGUUCACUAAGUUCCAACAUGUGACCGUAAGGAGCCUACCCCUCCCUGCUUUUCCUGGUGUGUUUUCUGUGGCUUCAGCUCCCUCAUGGUCACAAGGUGACUGCCACAGUUCCAGUUGUCACACCUGACAGGCUGGUUUCAGCAACAGAAAGAGAGCAUCUCGCUCUUGAAGAGCUGGGAAACCUUUCGUAGACCCCGCCUCCUAGAUGCCCCUCACAUGUCACUGGCCAGUAUUAUGACACAGGAUCAUGCCUUUGAGAUCACAGCCACUGACCAAUCGGGGUUUACUUUCAGGCUGCCACCUUCCUUACCUGAAGCACGUGACUGCUGGAGGAGAGUGGCUACAGGGAUAAGACCUAAGAGAAGCUUUGGGCCAGGGAGUGGAUAAUGGAUUGGCAAACCACUGGAUCUCUUGCAGAAAUUAGCAAAACAAAGUGGACACCCAAUACCCGUACACUGGCUGCCCAGAAUUUAAAGCCCUAUUCUGAGGAAUAAGGUGAUGGGGUUGAAUCUAAGGCAGUGUACAACUGCUGCUGGUAAGGAAACUGAGCUGGAGCAAGGGACCUGCCUCCCCUCUGGAGAAGAGAUCGUGUGUAGUGUUAAGAGCUGGACCCUGUGUCCACGUGAACUCUCCAGGCCAGCACUUCCGCUGUGCGCCCUCCAGCCUGGGACUUCUCUCUUCCUCUGCUUUCCCAUCUGCAGCUUAAGAAUGCUCCUAUAGCUCCUUCUUAGAGAGGCGCUAUGUGCAGCCUCUGAGAUGGACUCCCCCGGGACGCCCGCAGAGCUCUAGCUGUCCUUCAGCGCGCUAAAGAUGCUGGGAACUCGGAAGCUGGGAGGGAGCUAACGGAGGGACCAGGCAAAGGCCGCCUGGCCUGGGACGCAUCCUCAGUGCAUGGCGGGGAAGACCCCCCUGAGGCCGGCCUGGACUCGCCCACAUCUGCUGCUUGUUAGACCCUGCUGAGCCACUCAGCCUGGAGCCCCCGGGACAGCACCUGCCUCCUGAGGCUGUCCCGGCUCAGCUGUCCACAGCGAUGGUGGAGAACUGGACCCCACAGGCUCACAACCUUCCUGUCAGACUUCAGGAGCCAGCAUCCUUCAUCCUGGGACUGGCGACCCUGAACAAUGGCUGAGGGCCAGGGGACCCCAUAAAGUCACUCCACAGCUUACGGGGGCCAGUAGCACUCCAUUCCCCUGGACUAUGACCACCUACCGGCCCAUCCCCAGUGAUGGUGUGGACCUGGCAGCCAGCUGUGGGGCCAGGGGGGCCGAUGUCCUCCCUGGGCCCCACACAGGGGACUAUGCUCCCAUCGGAUUCUGGGUCCAGAAUGGUGGCUUGCCCCAGCCUGUUGGUGAGAGCGCAGCCACGGCCACCACCCGCCCUAGUCCCACCACCCCCGCGGUGCCCAAGAUGGGCGUGCGUGCGAGAGUCGCCGACUGGCCACCCAAGAGGGAGGCCCUGAGAGAGCAGAACAACCCCAGCCCCUCACAGGACAUAGAUGGCACGAAGGCCGCAAAGGUGGCCCAGUCCAUGAGGAGCAUACAGAAUGGACAGCCCCCCACCAUCACCCCAGUUUCCUCAGGGUCCAAAGCCUUUCACCGGCUCUCCAGGAGAAGGUCCAAAGACGUGGAGUUUCAGGACGGCUGGCCCCGGUCUCCUGGCCGGGCCUUUCUCCCCCUGCGGCACCGCAGCAGCAGUGAGAUCACCCUCAGCGAGUGUGACGUGGAGGAUGUGGGGGAGCCGCGGGGGGCCCGGCACAUGGGGGCACUGCCCCUCUUCCGCGAAUACGGGAGCACGUCCUCCAUCGAUGUGCAGGGCGUGCCAGAGCAGAGCUUCUUUGACAUUCUCAAUGAGUUCCGCAGCGAGCAGCCCGAGGCCCAGGGCCCCCACAACCGCGCUGAGCUCCUCCAGGCCGACUCCGGCCCCCAUCUCACCGGGAGUGGUGGUGGCGCCAAGGGUGACCUCCGCAAUGGGCAUGCCACGAAGGACAGCCUUCUGCCGCUGCAGCCCGUGAAGGAGAAGGACAAGGCCCGCAAGAAGCCCGUGCGGGGCCUGGGUGGCGGGGACACGGUGGACUCGUCCAUCUUCCGCAAGCUGAGGAGCAGCAAGCCGGAGGGCGAGGUGGCGCGGGCCCCAGCGGAGGCGGAGGAGGGCCGGAGCCCCCCGGAGGCCAGGCCCUGGGUCUGCCAGAAGAGCUUUGCCCACUUUGACGUGCAGAGCAUGUUGUUCGACCUCAACGAGGCAGCCGCCAACAGGGUGUCCACCUCCCAGCGGCGCAACACCACCACGGGCGCCUCGGCUGCCUCGGCCAUGGCCUCCCUGACGGCCUCGCGCGCCCACAACCUCGGGGGCCUGGAUCCGGCCUUCACCAGCACAGAGGACUUGAACUGCAAGGAGAACCUGGAGCAGGACCUCGGCGACGACAACAGCAACGACCUGCUGCUCAGCUGUCCACACUUCCGCAACGAGAUCGGGGGCGAGUGCGAGCGCAACGUGAGCUUCUCCCGGGCCUCCGUGGGCUCCCCGGGUGGAGGCGACGGCCGCCUGCCAGAGCCCGCCCUGAGCGCCUACCGCACCAAUGCCAGCAUCUCCGUGCUGGAGCUGCCCAAGGAGCAGCAGAGGACCCAGAGCCGCCCGCGGCAGUAUAGCAUUGAGCAUGUGGACCUGGGCGCCCGCUACUACCAGGACUACUUCGUGGGCAAAGAGCAUGCCAAUUAUUUUGGCGUGGAUGAGAAGCUGGGGCCAGUGGCCGUGAGCAUCAAGCGGGAGAAGCUGGAGGACCACAAGGACCAUGGGCCUCAGUACCAGUACAGGAUCAUCUUCCGCACCCGCGAGCUUAUCACCCUGCGGGGCUCCAUCCUGGAGGACGCCACGCCUACUGCCACCAAGCACGGGACCGGGCGGGGCCUCCCCCUGAAGGACGCGCUAGAGUACGUCAUCCCUGAGCUCAACAUCCACUGCCUGAGACUGGCUCUCAACACCCCCAAGGUGACGGAGCAGCUGCUGAAGCUCGACGAGCAAGGGCUCUGCCGGAAGCACAAGGUGGGCAUCCUCUACUGCAAGGCGGGCCAGAGCUCCGAGGAGGAGAUGUACAACAACGAGGGGGCGGGCCCUGCCUUUGAGGAGUUCCUGUCCCUCAUCGGGGAGAAGGUCUGCCUGAAGGGAUUCACCAAGUAUGCCGCCCAGCUGGACGUCAAGACCGACUCCACGGGAACCCACUCCCUCUACACGACGUACCAGGACUACGAGAUCAUGUUCCACGUCUCCACCCUGCUCCCUUACACCCCCAACAACAGGCAGCAGCUACUGCGGAAGAGGCACAUAGGAAAUGACAUCGUCACCAUCAUCUUCCAGGAGCCUGGGGCGCUGCCUUUCACGCCCAAGAACAUCCGCUCGCACUUCCAGCACGUCUUCAUCAUCGUCCGAGCCCACAACCCCUGCACGGAGAAUGUCUGCUACAGUAUGGCUGUGACCCGAUCCAAAGAUGCGCCUCCCUUCGGCCCCCCCAUCCCCAGUGGCACCACUUUCCGCAAGUCUGACGUCUUCAGAGACUUCUUGCUGGCCAAGGUCAUCAACGCGGAGAACGCCGCGCACAAGUCGGACAAGUUCCACACCAUGGCCACCAGGACCCGCCAGGAGUACCUCAAGGACCUGGCCGAGAACUGCGUCUCCAACACCCCCAUCGACUCCACUGGCAAGUUCAACCUCAUCUCCCUGACCUCCAAGAAGAAGGAGAAGACCAAAGCCCGGGCGGGCGCCGAGCAACACAGCGCAGGAGCCAUCGCCUGGAGGGUGGCGGCGCAGGACUACGCGCAAGGGGUGGAAAUCGACUGCAUUUUGGGCAUUUCCAACGAGUUUGUGGUGCUCCUGGACCUGCGCACCAAGGAGGUGGUAUUCAACUGCUACUGCGGGGACGUCAUCGGAUGGACCCCCGACUCCUCGACACUCAAGAUCUUCUAUGGGCGAGGGGACCACAUCUUCCUGCAGGCCUCCGAGGGCUCAGUGGAGGACAUAAGGGAGAUUGUGCAGAGACUGAAGGUGAUGACCAACGGCUGGGAGACAGUGGACAUGACCCUGCGGCGGAACGGGCUAGGGCAGCUGGGCUUCCACGUCAAGUACGACGGCACUGUGGCCGAGGUGGAGGACUAUGGGUUUGCCUGGCAGGCAGGCCUCCGGCAAGGCAGCCGGCUGGUGGAGAUCUGCAAGGUGGCCGUGGUCACCCUGACCCAUGACCAGAUGAUCGACCUGCUGCGCACCUCUGUCACCGUCAAGGUGGUCAUCAUCCCGCCCUUCGACGACGGCACGCCCCGGAGGGGCUGGCCGGAGACCUAUGACAUGAAUACCUCGGAGCCCAAGACCGAACCGGAGACCGUGACCCCCGGGGGCCGGCCCCCGUACCGCAGCAAUGCUCCCUGGCAGUGGAGCGGGCCUGCGUCCCACAACUCUCUGCCAACCUCCAAGUGGGCUGUUCCCUCCACCCCCGGCCAUGUCCAGUCCCUGAGCCGGCCCCCAAAGCAGGCCCCCAUGGUCCCUUUCCGGGAGUCCCAGCCCCUGCACAGCAAGAGGCCUGUCAGCUUCCCCGAAACCCCUUACACAGCAUCACCAGCAGGGGCCGACAAAGUCCCACCCUACCGGCAGCCUUCUGGGAGCUUCUCCACCCCGGGCUCAGCCACCUACGCAAGAUACAAGCCAUCCCCGGAAAGGUAUGCGGCUGCCCCACACCCACUGCUGUCUUUUGAUCCCCACUUCGGCCUGGAUGGAACCUCCAGCGGCGACUCCUCCUCAGGCGGCCUGACCAGCCAGGAGAGCACCAUGGAGCGCCAGAAGCCAGAGCCUCUGUGGCAUGUGCCCGCCCAGGCCCGGCUCUCGGCCAUGGCUGCGAGCGGCGGGAGCAAGCAUGCCUCCAGGCAGGACGCAGCAGGCAAGGAUUCCCCCAACCGACAUUCCAAAGGAGAACCCCAGUACUCCAGUCAUUCCAGCAGCAACACCCUGUCGAGCAACGCGUCCAGCAGCCAUAGCGACGAUCGCUGGUUCGACCCCCUGGACCCGCUGGAGCCAGAGCCAGACCCCCUCUCCAAGGGCGGCUCCAGCGACAGCGGCAUCGACACCACCCUCUACACCUCCAGCCCCAGCUGCUUGUCUCUGGCCAAGACUCCUCGGCCCGCCAAGCCACACAAGCCCCCCGGAAGCAUGGGACUUUGUGGGGGUGGCCGCGAGGCGGCUGGGAGGCCCCACCACACGGACAGGCGGAGGGAAGUCUCGCCCGCCCCUGCGGUUGCUGGCCAGAGCAAGGGCUAUCGGCCGAAGCUGUACUCCUCAGGCUCCAGCACCCCAACCGGCCUGGCCGGGGGCAGCCGCGACCCACCAAGGCAGCCCAGUGACAUGAGCUCAAGGGCUGGCUACCCCGCUCAGGUUUACAAAACAGCCAGCUCAGAGACCCCUCGGCCCUCACAGCUGGCCCAGCCCAGCCCCUUCCAGCUGUCCACCUCCGUCCCCAAGUCCUUCUUCUCCAAGCAGCCCGUGCGCAAUAAGCACCCGACAGGGUGGAAGAGAACGGAGGAGCCCCCGCCACGGCCACUCCCCUUCACUGACCCAAAGAAGCAGGUGGACACCAACACGAAAAACGUCUUUGGACAGCCUCGGUUGAGGGCCUCCCUCCGGGACCUCCGCUCCCCGCGGAAGAACUACAAGUCCACCAUCGAGGACGACCUGAAGAAACUCAUCAUCAUGGACAACCUGACGCCGGAGCAGGAGCGAGAGCAGCAGUCGCCACAAAAGAGCCUGCAGCGGACGCUGUCGGACGAGAGUCUUUGCAGCGGGCGCCGGGAGCCCGGCUUCGCCAACCCUGCCGGCCUGGAGCCGGGCCUGCCCAGCGACGUGCUCUUCACCAGUACCUGCGCCUUCCCCUCCAGCACGCUGCCCGCCCGCCGCCAGCACCAGCACCCCCACCCACCCGGCGGGGGCCCCAGCACCAUCCCUGCCACCGGCAAUGGCUUCCCAGAGAAGAAAUCCACCAUCUCUGCCUCGGAACUCUCACUGGCUGACGGGCGGGACCGGCCCCUGCGGCGCCUGGACCCGGGGAUGAUGCCCCUGCCCGACACGGCUGCUGGCCUCGAGUGGUCCAGCCUGGUGAAUGCGGCCAAGGCCUACGAAGUGCAAAGAGCUGUCUCGCUCUUCUCUCUCAAUGACCCAGCGCUGAGCCCGGACACCCCGCCUGCACACAGCCCCGUCCACAGCCGCCUGAGCCUAGAGAGGGGGCCCCCGACCCCCAGGACCACCCCUACCAUGAGCGAGGAGCCCCCCCUGGACCUGACAGGCAAGGUGUACCAGCUCGAAGUGAUGCUGAAACAGCUGCACACGGACCUGCAGAAGGAGAAGCAGGACAAGGCCGUGCUGCAGUCGGAGGUGGCCAGCCUGCGGCAGAACAACCAGCGCCUGCAGGAGGAGUCGCAGGCCGCCAGUGAGCAGCUGCGCAAGUUCGCCGAGAUCUUCUGCCGGGAGAAGAAGGAACUCUGAGGGGGAGAGGACUCUGCACCCCGGCCCUUCCACCCUGGCAGGCUGGGUCUUACUCUCCUCUCUCCCUACUCGGCUCUCUGUGGCAGGUGUGACCAAGCUGAUCCAGCCAGGGCCCCGCCGCCGCCUUCCCCACGACACGGACGCGCCCAGGGCAGGGGGACCAGAGGGAGGCCUUCCAGGAGCCAGGUCUGCUCUCAGUCCUCCGGCCCCAGGGCGGCAACGUGGUCUCAGGUCUUCCUCUGAGCUGCUCAUCCGGGCUCCUGGGGGCCGGGCUGUGCCCACACCCCCUCGGGGGCCCUGCCGUCCCCGCGGAGUCUCUUCCUAGGACCAAAAGCCAUCAGAAGCUGUAGGAAGGCCAGGGGAGGGCAGGAUCGAGCCUCCAACCCCACAACUCCAGGAGUUCACAGACCAGGUCUCCUCACCGCGUCAGCAGCCUUUGGGCUGGUGAGGCCAUGCCCCCUGCAUGAAAAAUCACGUCUCCCCCCACGCCCCAGAGAGUGAGGGCCGUGUGGAAUGGGGCCUGAGCCCCAGGUCCCUGGUGCACGCUAGCUCCAAAAAGCACGAACGUUAUCCCCUUCCCAUCCUGUCCCUCCACAAAGCGACCAGGAGCACUUUCGUAGAGUUUCAGUUCUUUUCCUGGGGAUCCCAGGACGGAGAGAGGAAAGCCCAGCAUCCAGAGGCAACAUCCUGAGAGGGACAUGAUUUGCACACUCGGGACCAUUUUGCAGUCUUUUCCUGGCAGAGGCCGCGGUGCCUGGACCCCGCCACCUUCAAGCGACUGACCCGCCCGGCCCAGGCAGCCGCCGCCUCCUCCCCGCUGCAGCCCCACAACUCGGCCUGGCCUCCUCCGGCCCGGGAGGGGGCUCCGCGGAGCCCUCUGGUCAGGGCCAGAGAAACAGCCUUCAUCUCUUCUGCUUUUGUCUUUCCUUUGCAAGUCUCUCGGCCCAUCUUGCAGGCCCCGCAGCGGCGGCGUGGGACACCCCCUGUGCUCCCGGGGAGCACCUCGCUGUGCAAACCCCCCGCGAGACGCUGGUUCUCUAAAGGCAAUAAGGGGCAGCUUGCCAGGCAGCCAGGCCGGUGUGGUACUACGCUGUUCGCCCAGGAAACAAGAGUUUCUUUUUUUUCCUUUAAAAACAAACAAACAAAAAUAUAUAUAUAUAUAUUUAUUUUUUCAUGUAGAGUUGCGCCAGAACAAGUCUGUAUGGCCACAGCCUGUGGAUUCCCUCAACCUCAAGCUGAGGAUCGAGGCCUGUCCCCCGGGGGCUGGGGCCCGGCGGGAGGACUCAGAAGGAACAGUUUGGAGGGACGGAGUCAGGGUGGGCCCGGCCAGCCCCCGCUGGGGGAGGCACCAGGCCGUGGCGUUGGCACAGGCAGCCUGGCUCAGAGCCGCGCCCUCUGGCCGGGAGCCAGCGCCAGGCAGCCCGGGCCUUGUCCAGAGACCUUAUUGCCUUCUCUUUGGGGCCAGAAACCUCAGGGAAGGGGACUCUGGACAGGACACAGGCACUCUGGGAGUAAGAGGAGGGGGCUCGCCGCGUCCCCCCCGGCCGGCAGCACUGUAGUCCCGUGAGAAGAGCCCUCGGCUCGGCCACCUCCUGCUCCUCACUCAAGUGGUGAGAUGGGGGCAGCGGGGUGGGGCCUGCCUGGUCCUCAGCCCUGGCCAACUACUGUGAUGUCUCCACCCCUCUUCCUGGAUCCCCUUUCCAGAAGGUUCUCCAGGACCAUCCCCCUCACCUCAGACCCUAAAAUCUGGAGCCUACCCUCCCUCGCCCUUUUUUAAGUUGUCUUAUAUCUUCACAUCAUUCGAAUCAUUUUGGGGACCUAAUCAUGUACAUUAACAAGUGUAAAUUAUGAUUUUUUGGUUUUGUUUUCUGUUAUUUUUUUAAAGAUCUCUGCAAAACAAAUCCAAUUUAUUUAAUUUGAGGUUGGUAUUCUGUCUGAUGACUGAAGAUAGCAGCAGGGUUUUUUUCAUAUGUUGAUUUCAUUUGGAUUUUUUUAUUCUUUAUUGUCUUUUUUUUUUUUUCUAUCCCCGUCUUGAGAUUUUCUGGCAUGUUUCUGGAGGUUUCAAAGGAAAUAAAUGUUUCAUAGAAAUGGCUUGUGCAUUCACUAGCUGGGCAGCAGCCGGGAGCGACUGAG